Messenger RNA from Rhodofomes roseus, 1291 nucleotides. RefSeq lists its product as uncharacterized. The transcript is spliced from 2 exons. The record is from RefSeq and is a predicted model, not a curated record. The coding region runs from base 28 to 798 and encodes 256 amino acids. NCBI's taxonomy places the organism in Eukaryota, Fungi, Basidiomycota, Agaricomycetes, Polyporales, Fomitopsidaceae.
GCAGCUACCAAGUGCACACGUCUCAGCAUGUCUCAACUUCAGGAUCUCACCCGAUGCUUGCUCGCUGCCGGCUAUGCUGCGCGUCCCGACCGACAAUAUCUGCUCUACACCCAGGACGGCGUCCUCAUAUCCAAGCUCUGGACAGGCGACUCCUUCGGAGAGGAGGAACUCGUCGCCACGUCCGUCCGUCCAGACUCGUCUGCCGCCAUUCUCGCCGACGCCGACGACCGCGUCAUCAUCGGCAUCACAGCCUCCUCCACCUUAGCAGCAUUCCAGUACGACGAGGACGAGGAGGAGUGGAUACAGGACGGCGCGCUUUCUGCGUACAACGUCCACGAGAAGGGUAGACUGUCCGCAUGCUACACCGCCGACCAUCGCAUCUGCAUCGUCUUCCAGAACGGAAGCGGCGCCCUCGUGCACAUCGAGGAGACGGAGGUUGAUUCGGAGGGAAGCCUGGACGAAGGUACAGGAUGGACAGCUACGGUGCUGAAGAAGGCGUCCGAUCCGCUUCCGGGAACGCCCAUCUCGACCGUUCUCGACGAUAACGGCCUACACGUCUUCUACGUUUCCGCAGCGGACCAGCGCGUCCAUCACCUCCACGGAGGUGAAACCUGGGCCGACGAGGAGAUGUUCGAUCAGACCUUGGGCCCGGUCGUAACUGCAGACAAGGCUGUUCUGCAGGUCGAGGACGGAGGGGACAAACGGGAGUUGGGUAAGGUUGACGACAAUGGGAAGUUGGUGCCGAGUACCACAGCAGAGUGCUUCUUUUUCUUCUACUAUUUCUUCUACGCGUUUUAGGUUAGCGUCAGCGUACGCAAGAGGUGAAGAGGAUCUGCUGAUACUGAGAUACGAGCGUAGAUGAACGUAACAUAGUUAGGUCAUUUGAAUUGCUUCGCACUUCGCUUUCGUUUCCAUGUAAAUCCAUAUACGCCAGAUAUGUUGACGAAGAACCCGUUCCCAACAACCGUGUCUGUACCUCUCUUGAAAGCCAUCUAUACGACACAUUCUGUGGGCAACGUGGCGAAUGUGAGGCUACCGGGCUUCACUCUGUCUGGUUGUUCACCCGUCCAGGAAGGGUGUUGCAAGUCAUCAGGGACGUAAAACUUCCUAACCAUCGUCGCGGCUGGUGUGCGAGAGGAGCAGAUACGUGGCGGUCGAAGAGGGGUCUCCGACGGCGGGUCCCACAUCCGGCUUAGAAGAGCCUCUGAAGGCCCUGGAUCAGACGCAGCGCAGCCAGCGGCACAAGACCGGAUGGGCACAAUUGGCGAACGACCAUCUGAGUCUCCCGCCG